Messenger RNA from Drosophila obscura, 831 nucleotides. RefSeq lists its product as uncharacterized. Gene Ontology annotation, biological process: negative regulation of ribosome biogenesis; negative regulation of translation. The record is from RefSeq and is a predicted model, not a curated record. The transcript has 3 exons. Gene Ontology annotation, cellular component: mitochondrion. Lineage: Eukaryota; Metazoa; Arthropoda; Insecta; Diptera; Drosophilidae. Gene Ontology annotation, molecular function: ribosomal large subunit binding. The coding region runs from base 52 to 792 and encodes 246 amino acids.
AUAGUCGGCGACAAAAAUAUCGUACAGUUCCCUGUUAUUUAAUAAAUAAACAUGAUUUCUCGCGUGUUGUUUCGUUUAAUCCAUGAUAAACGCCUGAGCGUCCCCGUUUUGAGAUGCUUCCACCACGAGUUCUCCAAGCCCCCAACGGAGCCGUCUAAGGACAAGUCGCAAGAGAAUAGGAAUCCCUUCCAGAAUCUUGUCGGCGGCGUGCAAAACAAAUACAAAGUUUUCCGCGAUGAUGAGGCACCUGAGAUUUUCGAUGUGGAAGAGGCACGCCACAAGGAACAGAAUCUGCCAGAUGAGUCGGACGCAGCUCAGGAUCAGUACUACGGCUUGAACCUAAAGAGAGGAAUUCGUGGAGUGUUUGAUGUUGAGGACUUGGUGGAACUGCUGCGCAAGGAGAAUGUAGACGAUAUUUUCGUAUGCUACGUGCCCGAGGAUCUAAAGUAUGUGGACCAUUUGGUGGUGUGCAGCGGACGCAGCUACCGACACAUGAUUUCCACGGCGGAGUUUGUGCGUCGCAUGUUUAAGAUCAAGCGCAGCAAAGGUGACAUUUUGCCCCGCAUCGAGGGCGACAAGAGUCGCGACUGGAUGGCCAUGGAUUUGGGUAACAUUGCAUUGCAUAUAUUUUCACCAAGGGCCAGGGAGGAGUAUGAUCUGGAGUCGCUGUGGGCCAUUGGCCCCCAGUACGAUCGCGAGAGCCAAAAGCCGCACAAUCCCUAUGGCGAUUUGUUCAUGGCGCAAACCCCUCGUCCAGUCGAAGAGCAGCAAAGGGAAGAAACGAUGAAAUAGUUUGGCAUAGGAGAAAUACACUGCAAUCACCAGACCACA